Molecule: messenger RNA, 1321 nt
Organism: Nymphalis io (European peacock)
Lineage: Eukaryota; Metazoa; Arthropoda; Insecta; Lepidoptera; Nymphalidae
Product: DNL-type zinc finger protein-like
Exons: 1
Coding region: 90-602 (170 amino acids)
Biological process (GO): protein folding; protein stabilization; protein import into mitochondrial matrix
Cellular component (GO): mitochondrion
Molecular function (GO): protein-folding chaperone binding; zinc ion binding
Source: RefSeq, a predicted model, not a curated record
CAACGUGAUUUUAUUUGCGAAUAUGAGUUAAAACUGAAAAAGUGAUGCAAUAUUAUAUUUACAAUUUGAUUUUCUGAUAUAAUAGUACAAUGUCUCGUAAAUCCUUAAUUGACUUCGUAGUUAAAUAUCACAAACCGCGUCUAUUAAACAACGUGGUAUGUUUUCCAAGUAAUGGCAAUUCAUUUUUCGGAAGACGAUUGUUAAUCCCAACAGCUACAUCUACGCCUCAAAUUCAACAUCCAAAACAUUUUAGUACCUCAUAUUCAAAAUUAAAUGAAGUCCAGCUUACGAACGAGCCCAAGAAGACCGAAGGAAAGUUUCAGUUGAUGUUUACAUGUAAAAAAUGCAAUACACGUAACUCAAAGUUCAUUACAAAACUAGCUUACUAUAAAGGUGUUGUAAUUGUUAUAUGUGACGGCUGCGAUAAUAAACAUCUCAUUGCCGAUAAUCUGAACUGGUUCACCGAUAUGAAUGGAAAGAAAAACAUUGAAGAUAUUAUGGCUGAGAAGGGGGAAACUGUACAGAAGAUUAUGUCAAGUGAUUUAGAAUUUAUAGCCAAUGAAAUUGUUAGUAAUGUUGAAAAGAAAGCAUUAGAUGGGUAGUUUCUUUAUUUAAAAUUUCAAUUUAAAGUAAAGGAAUGUAGAAAAGAGAUUCAGUAAUUAUUGUGGUUUUAAUCUAGAUCAUGGUAGCAAUUUUUGAAAGUAAUUAAAAAUUGCUGAUUUAUGAAUUUAAAUAUGUCUUACUUGAAGCUAUCAUUAAAAUUAAUUUAUAUACCAUUAAAAUGGUAAUCAUUUCAUUAAAAACUUACCAACUGUAGAGCUGUUCAAACAGCUCAAACAAAAAAAUAAGAAAUGUACCUACAUUGAAACUAGCUUAUCUACUUAACCUACUUAUAAAUAUUGGAGAAAUAUAAAAAAAAAUCUCACAAAAACAAACUUAAAGAAUUCACAGUAACAGAAAAUCAAAAAGUAAUUAACAGUUUUCUUUCUGAUAUUACAUGAUUUACUUAUAUUUUACUUGAAUAUUAUGUUAUAAAAAUAACUUAAGACAUAGUUUGUAUUAUGCUGUACAGUAAAUUAUAAUUUUUUUUUAAUCUAUUUUUAUUAAAAUGUUAAUAGUUGCAUCUGUUAGUUCUUAAGAAAUUCAUCAACUAAUAUGGAUUACAAGGUUAAAAUAGAUAUUUUUGUUGCAUUAUAAAAUUGUUAUUGCUUUAUUUAAAAAUUAGAAAACCUACAAGGUCCCAUCAAUUAGAACAUUUUUAUUAGUGAACUGAUUGCUCUAAGCCUAAGGUAAUAAAAAUAAAACAUUAAUUUAAUGAUUA